Drosophila yakuba is the source of this 4373-nucleotide messenger RNA. RefSeq lists its product as uncharacterized. The record is from RefSeq and is a predicted model, not a curated record. NCBI's taxonomy places the organism in Eukaryota, Metazoa, Arthropoda, Insecta, Diptera, Drosophilidae.
UGCGUGCCAGGCGAAAAGGGAAAUUAUUAUCAUGAUGGAGACCGCGUCGCGAAAUGAAAUCGUUAAGAGGCGAGUAAAUCAGGCAAAUGUGCUCAUUGGAGCCUCAUAACCAUGGUUUCAUUAGCAAGGCGUCAAAAUGCCGCGAACUGGGUUAAGGAACUCAACUCUGACAGCUGCAGCGGGUGGCCAAAAUCGGAAUCAAAACACCAUUUCAUAUUCAAAUCAACUGCAGCUGGCAACUUUUGAUAGCCAACACAGCCGAAGGAUGAGGAGGACGCCACAAACUGCGCGAUUGCAUGUAGCAGCACUUGGAGCUGAGCACAAAAAGUAAAAUCCUCACAUUGUUGUAAUCCCCCCAGUGACACCUCAAGUCAGUCGCCGUGGGAAAAUGUUGGAGCAGCAGAAGCGCAAUGGAGUUGCGGCAGAGGAUGGGGUAAAGUGGCAAGGUGGAAAUGUCGGAAAGUUGGCGUGCGAAAACUGGCUAACUUCUUGGUGGCGCACACUGCCAACAUUCAGUUGGGAUUUACGAUCUGAGCGGUCAAGUUGUGGUGCGGCGAGCUGCGCUUAAAUGGCGCCAUUUGCGGUUCGGUGGCUUCGGCGGGACUGGAGCUGUGGUCAGCCACUGGGCAAGGGUGUGCCGGAACAGGAGUGCAUCAAAGUUUUCCCUCUACACGGAGACCCAAUAAAUGUUUAAUUACAGCGCAGACCACACAAAAGCAGGAAAUCAACAAUGGCGAUUGCCUACGACUGGAAGACCAACGAUGUGUAAGGAGCUGAAGUGGUUCUCAACUAUUUUUGGGUGUUAUAAACCCAGUAGCUAAUAGUCACAAGUGAAAGUAACACAAAACUAUUCUUGGAAAGUAACUAAAGGCACUGCAUUUGUAUUCUUUGGAAAGUUUUCCUGCACCCUACCAGGAAAUGCUCUGACCUCAUUUCUUAUUAAUGUGUUUUGAAGAGACGCCUCAGUAUAAUUAUACAUACUUCCAAGUAUAAACAAGGCUAUUUUCUUUAGAGUUUAAAUGUGUAUUUGCAUUUUUGUUCAUCUUGAAACAUACUUAAUGACCCCAUCGAAAUUUAAAAGAACAGAACUAGGAGCCUAUAUUUUACCUUUGCAAUGGCAUUUGUAUAGUAAGUGUGCCUUGCAACUGAUUUAAAGUGAGUGAUGUUAGACCUAAUCGAAAUCCCGGCGGCGGUUGACCUUGUCUUCUUCCCAUUGCUGUUAACAUAAUGGUGCAUUCUUGUUUAUUGCAUUACGUAUACGCCCUGUGGCGUGACUAGGCCGUGUAACAGCAAUUAAAGCGUCAUAAAUCUGCAACUGUAAUUAUGUGUAUGUCCAGGUAUCGCAGUGGCCACACUGAUUAGCAUAUUUAAAUGGGUUACCCCACUGCUGGUUCGCCUUUAAAAAUAGCCAAAGGUCAUUUGGCAUUGUCAAGAUUGCUCGUUCGCCGGACUUUCCAUUCCGUAGUCUUUGUGGGCAACAACCAACCAUAGGUCGAAAGUUGUCCAGAAAUUGGGUCAGACUUUUGGCCCUAGUUACGAGCAGUUUUUCUCUCUUUUUUUUUCUUCUUAGGUUCCUGUCUGUUUCCGUUUCCAAAUCAGCGAGCGAAUCACGCACAUUCCCCCGCGUCAUGCAAUGAAUUUUGGUUUAUGGAUAGUACAACAUUUUGGCAGUCACCAAUUAUAAGCAUUUCGCUGGCACAUUUGCCCACACGUGAGAACUUUUAGCCGUUGUAAAAACUUUUUAAUUCCGAUGUGCGCAACAGGUGUUUGUGGUCACAUUUAGCCCGCUGCCGGGAGCCAUAAAAAGUGCAAUUUGCAUGCGCGCAGGUUCGCCUCCGACUGGCAAUCCUUGUGCAUUUUAAAUGGCCUGCCUGCUGGGCGACGAGUCCUUGGCAAUGCCUCAACAAAAAACUCAUUUCCGUAUAUGGACUACCAAGGUCCUUUGGGCGCCGCGACGCGGGCGUUGUCAGGAAUAACAAAAGUCGGGAAUUUGGUGAGCUAACGAUUGGCAUUCAGUGGAGUGGGACAGCUAUCACAUAUGCCCAGACAUCGUGUUUGGAAUGCAGGAUCUAGUGAUGUACUAAACAAUCUGUACUAGAGUCAGGCAUAUCCUGCUCAAGAAAUAGUUCUUAAGUACGUGUGCCAAGUAUUUGGAGUUAGGGCAAUAGGUUUAAAUUCAAUUUUUUUAAUUACAAAGAUUUGGUAAUGGAUACCAGCGGAUCGACUCUGGUCGGGCGACCUGCUGCUCCCAUCGAAUGCAAUAGACAAUUUUCUAAUUUGCAGCAAUUUCACCCUUUUUACCCAUUCAUUAGUUUGUUUACAGAGGUUUGUGAGGCGAGUGUGCCUAGCAACCUGGUCGUGGCACGCCAUGGGCUCUUGCUCUAUGGAAAUAGACGAGGAGGUGGAUGUGAAGGUGGAUGUGGUGGAAUGCCUUCACUGGCUGCCUUUUGGAACCGGGCGCCGUCUUAUGGGCCUCCUUCCCGAAACUCCGCCAAUGCAAUUGCCAAAGGUCGAGAGGAGAUGGGGGAAUCGUUUUGAUGCCGAUUUUGGCUGGAAUCGUUCCUUCUCCGAGCCGGAUCUCACAGCCAAUCAGAAGUCCGGCGAUCUCAGCCGGUUCGCCAUCAAGCAUCCGCACGAGUACAUAGCCGUCGAUGACCUCAAGUACUUCCGCCGCCGCCAGCCCGUCCAUCUGCACACCCGGAGCAACGUGUGCCUGCACAGCGGCGAUGAGCCAGUGCCCAGCUUUGGCUCUUUGAAAUCCGAGUAUCGCAAGCACUUCCGUGGCACCCAGUCCCGACCCAGAUCCUUGCUGCGGCGCGCCACCUCGCUGCGACUGGAGGGAUUCAUGCAGCUGCUCUCGGAGCACCAGGAGAAAUACCACUGGUACACGCCCGAGGACCUGCGCUUCUCCCGCACCUUUCCCGUCCGCAAUCCGGAGAACCUGCAGUUGGGCGAGGGCAGCGAGGGCAACGGCUUCAAUGCCGCCGACGGCAUGAAGAACUCCUCGUACCUCAUGCUGGAUCCCAGCACCAAGAUACUGCCACGCGAGGUGUUCCUCGACGAGUCGGAGCUGGCGGCUAGGAAUCAGCCACCUUCUAGCAAACUGGCCGCGGACAAGUUUCGCCGCGAUGUGGCUGCCCAGGAGCAGCAGCGAUGCCAUCUGCAGAUGCGUGCCCAGGCCGUGGAUCGCGAGCAGCACGGCCAGGUGCCGGAGCCCUCCGAGUACCGUCGCCAGUUCGUGCAGCAGUUCCCCGAGAAGGCGCACUCCAUACCCCAGAUGAGCAGCAUCAAGAUCCAGGGGGAGUUCGUGGCAGUGCCGGAGUACCGGGACAGUUUCCGUAUGUAUGCCAACUACUCGAAGAGCGCACCCAUCAAAAAGAACGACAACCUGCGCGUAUCCGGCUCCGAGGCUGCCUGCGCUCCCAGUUCGGAGGUGCCGGAGUAUCGCGACAAAUUCAUCGACCCACCCAAGCACGUGGCCAAAGAGAAGUCCCUCAAGACGGACGACCAUCUGCGUCCGCGCGGGGAGUUCACCAAAGAGAUUCCCGAAUACCACGAGAGCUUCCGAGAUCCGCAGAUCACCGAAAUGCCGGAGCGAGGAAAGCCCCGGGAGCCGUUCCUUCGCCUGCGCGGCAAGAUCGAGUUUAAUCCGGAGUACAGGAAUAACUAUCAGGAUUUUCCGCGUUCCCGACCCGUCGUCCAGAAGCCCACUUCCUGCUUCCGGUUGCCCACCUCGGGCGUUUGCCACGCCCCAUCCGUUCACCAUCAGCCGGAAGAGGAACUGGAAACGCCUGUCCUGGUAACAGUGCCUCCAUCAGAGGUUACCGCCACCCCGGAAUAUCGUCGAGCGCAGUACAAUUACCAACUGCGGGAGCGGCCAAGGGAUUUGGAGGCUGCUCCUGCUGGUGUUCAGGGGAAUCUGCGCAAGAGCUCAGAUUCCUCGUUGGAGGCCAGACAGUCGCAGGCGCAGAUGCCCCACAAGCGGAGAACGUCGCGUCAGCGGCAGAUCAAGGAGCCCGAGCAGCCGUUGGCCACCAGAUUCGACGAUGUGGGUGGCAAUGCGGCCAAAAAGCCAGCCCGCUACGGCCGACGAGCAUCUGUCCUCCAGAACGCAGCCAGUUGUCGGGAGAACUCGUCGAUCAUCGAAGGUAAUCCCAAAUACGCCGUGGGAUGUCGGCGCUCCAAGCAGCCAGGCGGAAAUCAGACGCAGCCACCCGGUGCCUUCGUGGUGCUCGACGAGCCGUGCAAGCCUUCCAACUGGAUGAAGAAGACCUGGUAUGACUCCUAGGACAACGCAUCUACACCUAUCAUUGGUAUUCUGUUUUAAAUCUAUCUUAUGUAAUGGAAUAAAAAAGAGUUAAAAGGAAAAACUA